Messenger RNA from Nerophis ophidion (straightnose pipefish), 2621 nucleotides. RefSeq names its product protein phosphatase, Mg2+/Mn2+ dependent, 1Bb (gene ppm1bb). The transcript has 6 exons. Gene Ontology annotation, molecular function: magnesium ion binding; manganese ion binding; protein serine/threonine phosphatase activity. Gene Ontology annotation, biological process: positive regulation of canonical NF-kappaB signal transduction; negative regulation of canonical NF-kappaB signal transduction; positive regulation of canonical Wnt signaling pathway. NCBI's taxonomy places the organism in Eukaryota, Metazoa, Chordata, Actinopteri, Syngnathiformes, Syngnathidae. Bases 355 to 1776 code for a protein of 473 amino acids. The record is from RefSeq and is a predicted model, not a curated record. Gene Ontology annotation, cellular component: nucleus; cytosol.
UUGUUCAGCACCCAAAGUGGAAGGAAAGCUGUGUGGCCUUUCAAUGGAGGUAAGUGCUGGAUUUGUCACUCUUGUGUAACAUCAGCUUCUUCUCGCUGCCUUCCCCGAAGCAGCCCCGGACUUGCAAGCGGGCAGAAAGUGGCGUCAAACAUGCGUCAAAAUCCACGCCAUCCAAGCAGGGAAGCACCGCAGGAGGACUUAACGCCGCUCAUCUGAGGCCAACUUGUUGUUUUUUUCUUGCUCGAAUAAGGAAACACGACUCGGCUAGCGGGGGAAUCUCACCUUCGCGCCGCAGGAGGCGACACGACUAUCACCAAGAUUGGAUCCGAACGACGCCAACACCUGUAGGCAGCAAUGGGUGCUUUCCUGGACAAGCCGAAGACGGAGAAGCACAGCGCCCACGGCGAAGGCAAUGGCCUGAGCUAUGGUCUGAGCUCCAUGCAGGGAUGGCGGGUGGAGAUGGAGGACGCCCACACGGCCGUGGUAGGCCUCCCCCACGGACUCACCGACUGGUCCUUCUUUGCCGUCUACGACGGCCACGCGGGCUCGCGGGUGGCCAACUACUGCUCUGGCCACCUGCUGGAACACAUUCUGUCGGGGGGAGCAGAGUUCGGAUCCGGGCCGGGCUCCGUAGAAGGCGUGAAGGACGGCAUUCGUGCCGGUUUUCUGAAAAUUGACGAGUACAUGCGGAGCUUCGCUGACCUGCGGCAGGGCUUGGACCGCAGCGGUUCGACAGCAGUUUGCGUGCUGCUCAGCCCCACCCACCUUUACUUCAUAAACUGUGGAGACUCACGGGCCGUGCUGAGCCGAGACAGCAAAGUGGGCUUCUCCACCCAGGACCACAAGCCCUGCAACCCGCGCGAAAAGGAGCGAAUCCAGAAUGCCGGAGGCUCGGUCAUGAUCCAGAGGGUGAAUGGCUCCCUGGCCGUAUCCCGGGCCCUGGGGGACUAUGACUACAAAAGCGUGGAUGGUAAAGGUCCUACGGAGCAGCUGGUGAGCCCAGAGCCGGAGGUGUGCGUUCUAGAGCGGGCUGCAGAAGGCGACGAGUUUAUUGUGCUGGCGUGCGACGGGAUCUGGGACGUCAUGUCUAACGAGGAGCUGUGCGACUUUGUGCGCUCGCGACUUCUGGUGUGCGAUGACUUGGAGAAAGUUUGUAACUCGGUGGUGGACACCUGCUUGCACAAGGGGAGCAGAGACAACAUGAGCGUCGUCUUGGUAUGUCUACCCGGUGCCCCCAAGAUCUCAGAGGAGGCUGUGAAGAAAGAGGAGGAGUUAGACAAAUACCUGGAGGCCCGCGUAGAGGAGCUGCUUACAAACUUCGGCGAGGCCGGGACCCCCGACCUGGUGACUGUGCUGCAGAGCAUCGCCACAGAGAACAUCCCCAAUCUUCCACCGGGUGGCGGCCUGGUUAGCAAACGCAGCGUGAUCGAGGCGGUGUACAACAAGCUGAACCCUCAUAAAGAAGAGGAAGGGGCCUGUGCGGGGGGAGAGGAGGAGAAUGAGGAGGCAGGUAGCACGGUGGCUCAUCUGAUGGAGGCGCUGCGCCAGUUCCGCCUGCACCACCGGGGGCAGUACCGAGCGGUGCUGGAGGAGUCCCUGGCCACCUACCAACUGCGUCCCAAGGAAGGUGGCGGCGACGACGACGACGACAAUGAUUAUGACCAGGAGCGGUCCACCUCCCCUGCCUCUCCCCGCUCGCCCCCGCCCUCACCCGUCGCCGCAGAGCCCGACGCCUGCCAGGACGCGCUCGCUCCCGAGUCCGAUCCCUCUUUUUAACAGCGCAGCCCUUCUUUACCUCAGAAUGUCUUGAUUGACCGAGCCCCUCUUCUUCUCCAUCACAGACCUCUUUAAACACACUUUUCUUCACUCCAUCAUAAAUAUUUCAACAACGCAGGCUGGUCUGCUUGAGUUAAAACACUCCGCCCGGCGAGGACUUCCUGCUCUGCCCCUCCUCCCACUAUUUUUUUUGUCGUCGGCCAUGUUUUUUUUUUCAACAGGAGCCCACCAGCUAAAGCUGCUAAUGCUAAAUAGAAGCUUUGCUUAAAAGUAUUGUUUUUUUCUGUCUGGCUGCUAUUGCCCCCCCCCCCUCCCUUUACCUUGACCUCCAGUGCCCCCCUUUCCCCCCGCCCAACAGUCAGGGCAAUUAAGGGUGCUCAGAACAAGAUUUUCUUCAGCUUUCUGAUUUCGAACAUACAGUGUGUGUUUUUUGUGCGAGGUUGUGUGCGUGCGACUGAGCAGGUGACCAAUCAUUGCUGCUGGGAUUAUUCUAUUGUAUAAUAACUAUUAUUAAGAGUUCCAGUAUGUUUGAAAAUGCCAAUUGUGUGUGUGUGUGUGUGUGUGUGUGUGUGUGUGUGCGAGAGUUGGUGGGUGUUUUCCGCAGCACAUUUAGGUGGGAACAAAAAUCUUAAGAUUCAGUGGCAGUUUGAAUAAGGGCCCUUCAAAAAGCUAGUGUUGUUAUUAUUAUUAUUAUUAUAUGACUGAUUUUGGUCAUCCAAAGCACUUAGGUAAUGCUUAAUACUGUAUGUGUGUGUGUGUGGUUAGUGGUUACAUGGGGCCAAAUCAGUCUUGCAAGACGUAUACAAAAGUAAAAAGUCCUAGAAUAAAAGCAACUUGAGGUACAA